Molecule: messenger RNA, 2216 nt
Organism: Fragaria vesca subsp. vesca
Lineage: Eukaryota; Viridiplantae; Streptophyta; Magnoliopsida; Rosales; Rosaceae
Product: putative clathrin assembly protein At5g35200-like
Exons: 15
Coding region: 4-1773 (589 amino acids)
Biological process (GO): clathrin coat assembly; vesicle budding from membrane; clathrin-dependent endocytosis
Cellular component (GO): clathrin-coated pit; clathrin-coated vesicle
Molecular function (GO): SNARE binding; clathrin heavy chain binding; phosphatidylinositol-4,5-bisphosphate binding
Source: RefSeq, a predicted model, not a curated record
GGAAUGGCAGCAGGCGCAGGCAGUCAGCAAAGCUUGAGAAAAGCGUUGAAAACAGUUGGACUGGCGAAAGCCAAUGGUGAUUUUAAGGUAUUGGAUAUUGCCAUUUCCAAGGCCACAAAGCAUGGUGAUGCAUUACCAAAAGAGAAACACGUGACUACUAUACUACACGCAAUUCCAGCCUCAAGACCUCGUGCUGAAGUUGCUUAUUGCAUACAUGCUCUUGCCAAGCGCCUUUCUAAGGCUCACAGUUGGAAGGUAGCACUGAAAACCGUGAUUGUUAUACACCGUGCUCUGAGGGAGGUUGACGAUACGUUUUGUGACGCUCUAAUUAAGUAUAGCUGGAGCAAAGGUCAUAUUCUGAACAUAUCUCAUUCGUGGGAUGAAACAAGUCCAAGUGCAUGGGGUUAUUCUACCUGGGUUCGUUUAUAUGCAUCAUAUCUUGAAGAACGCCUGGAGUGUUUUCGUGUCCUGAAGUAUGAUGUUCAGAAAGAUCACUCGAGAACCAAGGAACUUGAAACCCCAGACUUACUAAGGCAAUUACCUGCCUUGCAACAGCUUCUUUCUCGCCUUCUUGACUGCCAGCCAGAGGUGGGGACUAUAUGUAAUGGCCUGAUUCAGUAUGCUAUUUCGAUGGUUGCAGGUGAAAGUGCUAAGUUGUAUGCUGCAAUUACAGAUGGUAUUGUCAAUUUAGUUGACAAGUUCUUUGAGAUGCAGCGCAAUGAUGCAUUUAGAGCACUUGAAAUUUAUAAGAAGUCGGGAAGCCAGGCAGAGAGGUUAUCUGAGUUCUUUGAGAUCUGCAGGAGCCUUGAUUUUGGACGGGGGCUGAAAAUGAUUAAAAUUCAACAGCCCCCUCAAUCAUUCUUGACCACUAUGGAAGAUUAUGUGAAGGACGCUUCCGGCUUUGUAAUGCUUCAACUUCCCCCGCCCAAUAAGGAUCAAACUGAGGGUCCCAAGGAAACUGUUGUGGUAGGUGACUUGUUAAUUGACCAUGAUGAUAAUGUGGAAGAAAAAUCGUCACCUGAACAUCCAAGGGGUGAAAAGAGUGAGGCUGCUGCGACAACACAAAUUGUUGACUUGCUGAGCUUUGAUGAAGUUAUCCCAGCAACAUCAGAAACAGAUAAAACCAAUUCCAUGGCACUAGCAAUCGUUCCUUCAGAGAAUCCAUCAGAUUCCAGAACAGAUGGUCUCAAUUCUACAACCUCGAACUCUAGUUGGGAGAUUGAACUUUUUGCACCACCUACUUCUAAUGGACAAACUAAGUUGGCUGGUGGGCUUGACAGAUCAACACUGGAUAGUCUGUAUGAUAAUGCAAUGGCAAGUACACCAAAUCAGAACAAUAUGUUGUGCUCCCCAGCCGCACUGGCACCCUCUAAUCCUUUUGAGGAUGUUGCUACUUCUUCAUACCAAUUCCAAGACCCUUAUCAUGCUUCCUGCAAUGCAACAACCCCAGCAAACUUACAGUUGUCAAUCAUGGCACAACAACAACAAUAUUUCAUGAUGAUGCAGCAACAACAAAUGCAGCAACUACAGUUACCCAGCACCAUCCAAAAUCCACCAAGUCCUGGCCAAAAUCAACUAAAUCUGUACCAAAAUCUACCAAGUCCUGGCCAAAUUCCACCAAGUCCUUUCCAAAAUUUACCAAAUCCUUUCCAUAGUCCACCAAGUCAAAUUCUACCAAGUCCUGGCCACAAUGCACCAAGUCCCUUCCAAAAUCUACCAAGUCCUCUCCAAAAUCCACGAAGUCCUCUCCAAAAUCAACCAAGUCCUCUUUGAAAUCUGCCAAGUCCUUUGCAAAAUCCACCAAGUUCAUUAACCUCUUCAGCGAAUCCUUUUUCUGAGAAGAUCAGUAAUCCUCCACCUCAAAAUUCGGACAAUGGCCUCAUAUAGCAGAUCGUCACAGGAAUGGUGUUCAAUUCCAGGCAUUGCAGUGGUCGCAGCCACAGUUUUCCGAGUUAUGCAUGAAAGAAUUAAAUGUAAAAACUCCAUAUUUAUCUGUUAGCCUGCUGGUGCUGCAAGUUGAUCAGCGCAGAUUUCAUCUCACAUGGAAGCCUAUAUCACUGUUAAUAUGAUUAUGUUUAACGAAUUAUUCUCUUAUGUUAAGAAAGGGAGGAAAUAUCAACCUCCCAUUCCCACAACAAACGUUGGAUGGGUGAACACCCUCGUCAUUAUUAUUUUCAUUUCUUAGUUUCCUGUUGGUUGGAUUACCUACUUAUCCU